Pleuronectes platessa (European plaice) is the source of this 2804-nucleotide messenger RNA. RefSeq names its product core histone macro-H2A.1. Gene Ontology annotation, cellular component: nucleosome. NCBI's taxonomy places the organism in Eukaryota, Metazoa, Chordata, Actinopteri, Pleuronectiformes, Pleuronectidae. Bases 265 to 1362 code for a protein of 365 amino acids. Gene Ontology annotation, molecular function: structural constituent of chromatin; DNA binding; protein heterodimerization activity. The record is from RefSeq and is a predicted model, not a curated record. The transcript has 9 exons.
UCGAUCUGCUCUGGGAACAGUCAGCCAGCGGCCGCACCACGUGCUCUCCCGGACCGAGUCACGGUGGAAAGGGUUAAAGAUCAGCUCCGCGCGGAUCCUCAGCUCUCGUCGCUCCGCGGGCAGCGCUGCUGGCUCGCUGCGAUAUUUCGGUGGAUUCGCUGUGGAUUGUGGGAGUCGAGGACACUGCCCAGUUCCCGGACGAGCGGAGAGACAUUCACCGCUGAGCCCUGUUUCUAGUCUGACACUGGUCGCCGUCUCAGCAUCAUGUCCAGCCGAGGAGCAAAGAAGAAGUCGACCAAGACGUCGCGGUCCACUAAGGCAGGGGUCAUAUUCCCUGUGGGCCGCAUGCUGCGUUACAUAAAGAGGGGCCUGCCGAAAUAUCGCAUAGGGGUGGGAGCGCCAGUCUACCUGGCUGCUGUACUGGAGUAUCUUACUGCUGAGAUCCUGGAGUUGGCAGGAAAUGCAGCCAGAGACAACAAGAAGGGUCGCGUCACGCCACGCCACAUCCUGCUGGCCAUCGCCAAUGAUGAGGAGCUCAACCAGUUGCUGAAAGGUGUGACCAUUGCAGCAGGAGGAGUCCUGCCCAACAUUCAUCCAGAGCUGCUGGCCAAGAAGAGAGGAGCAAAGGGCAAACUUGAGACUCCUGUUUCACCCGCUCCUGAGAAGAAACCCAAGACUGUCAAGAAAUCAGCUGCUAAGAAACCAAGUGGGAAAAGGGGAGGAAGAAAAGCUAAGCCGGGCGAGGUGAGCAAGGCAGCAUCUGCAGACAGCACCACAGAGGGCUCUCCAGGCGACAGCUUCACCGUGCUCUCCACCAAGAGCCUCUUCCUGGGACAAAAGUUGCAAGUUGUCCAAGCCGACAUUUCCAUCGUGGAUAGCGACGCUGUCGUUCACCCGACCAACUCCUCCAUCUAUACAGGUGGUGAAGUAGGCUGUGCUCUGGAGAAGAAGGGAGGGAAGGAGUUCACUGAAGCUGUGCAGGAGCUGAAGAAGAAAAAUGGCAAUCUGGAGGUGGCUGGGGCUGUGAUGUCCGGCGGCUUCGGCCUUCCUGCAAAGUACGUCAUUCACUGCAACAGUCCAGGCUGGGGCUCCGACAAGUGUGAGGAGCUGCUGGACAAGACGGUGAAGAACUGCCUGGCUCUGGCCGACGAGAAGAAACUCAAGUCUGUGGCCUUCCCCUCCAUCGGUAGUGGAAGGAAUGGGUUCCCUAAGCAGACGGCAGCCCAGCUGAUCCUUAAGGCCAUAUCCAGCUACUUUGUGUCCACCAUGUCUUCCACCAUCAAGACCGUCUACUUUGUGCUGUUUGACAGCGAGAGCAUCGGGAUCUACGUGCAGGAAAUGGCCAAACUGGAGACGACCUAAAAGAAUCUGGAGCGUCCUCCUCCUCGACACCCCCCACCCCCCCACCCGUUUUUUUUCCUGUGAGGAAAUAUGAAGGUGUUUACCAGUAAUAUGUUUAAUAUGAAGAGAAGAAGAAAAAGAAUCUUUCUAAAGGCCGGGAACAUGAUUUUGCAUUAUGUGCGUAUUUUUCCUAUUUUGUUCUAAAUUUCUUAUUUACUUGUCACCCCUGGCAUUUAAAUGUAAAAGUGCACUGUUCAUUCUUCAGUCUUUUAUUAACAACAGUGGCACACGAAUCAGAUUCAACAAGUGAGAAAGCUCACUGUAAGAUUUCAUUUUUAUUAGAAAAAAAAAAAUGCUAUGAGGUAGCUACACCUCAAUUACACGGCUUCCAGAGAAGUCAGAUGAAUACGGGUUAAUGCAUGUGAUGGCAGUAAAGAUAAUAACGUCAGCUAUUCUCUUUCUCUCGAGUUGAAAAACACAAGACACUUAAUUACGUGUAUUUUCUGGUGUCAAAUCUGCGUUUUGGAACAUCUCUGUUAUUGGUACUGUAUACUGAAAAAGUUAAGCCUAAAGAAAAGUUGAGUUGGUUCUACUUUGGUCUUCAGGAGACUCGUAUAAACCGAAUUAUAGAAUGAGUUUUUGUUUUUGUGCUGUGUGUCACAUAUUCCUCUUUUUGCCUUUUUUCCAUGGGCAAAACAUGUUUUCUCAGUGUGCUGCAGAGACCUUGACUUUCCAAAAAAAUCAUAAUUGAAAUGAAAACAAAAUGUUCUAAUUGCAAUGUAAAUACCCCAUUAUAUUAUAUACUCCUGGUACCAGUGCAAUCAAUAUACUUUAAACUGAAAACUCAUUUGUUUUCAUUACAGUCAAAAUCUAUGAUAGAAAGUUAGAGAAUUUAGGUUUUUGCAGGGCAAUUGGUUUAUAUUGUGUGUUCUUAUCUGUGUUUAUAUAGAUGGAGUAUUUGUGAACUGUUAUGGCAAAUUAUUGGACUGUAACAUAGAUUUUUAUUUUCUAUUUUAAUUUGCACACAGAUUCUAAAAGGCACAGGUGAUUUGAAGAAAAAAAGUGUAAGAGAUUGUUUUUGUUGUGUGUUUUGUCUUUGUUAAGCCAUAAAACUAAUGUUCUCAUUUUAAUGCAAGUCCAGAGUUACGCUCCUAUGUUGGCUUCCGUUUCAUUCUCUUUAGCUCAACCCGCCACUAGGUGGCACCCUGUAAUCAAGAAUUGGAUUUUUUCUCCUCAGCCAUUUUCUGUGCAGCAGCAGGCCUCUUCACUCAGACUCUGGUCGAUUUGAGUUGGAUUUGAAUUGAGAAUGACGGGCGUGUACAAGGAAUCUGACUGAUCUGCUGCAUUUGGACUUUUCAAAGUUCUAACUUUCUUAUCAAAAAACAAAAUGUAAAAUGCUUUCUAAGGAAUUGAUUCUACAAAAGGUCUGUACACACUCCGCUAAUAAAAUAACUUUAAAAACA